Molecule: messenger RNA, 1640 nt
Organism: Contarinia nasturtii (swede midge)
Lineage: Eukaryota; Metazoa; Arthropoda; Insecta; Diptera; Cecidomyiidae
Product: shematrin-like protein 2
Exons: 6
Coding region: 517-1479 (320 amino acids)
Source: RefSeq, a predicted model, not a curated record
AUAAAUAAAUAAAUGAAAUAAUGGCUAUCUUUUGCCGUCUAAAUACACACAUUGUCAGUAUUAUUGCAUGUGAACUGGAGUGUGAGUCAAAUGUGUACACACACGAGAUGCGAAUGCGAUGAAUAAAAUACGCGUACGCAGCACAUAUAAGUCAAAACAGACGAAUGAACGGCUCAUUCAAAAGAAUAUGUCGUAUAAAUAGCGAUUUCAUUCAAGGUUUAUUAACUUUGAAUCGCCGUACACACGAAAAUAGUCACUAACAAAAAAAAAACUCGCAAAUGAAACGAAUGCAAUCGACCACGAUUGUGUGUGUGUGUGUGUCUGUUGGCCACCUAUGCCAUUUAAUCUCUUAUAAGAAGAUAUGCGUUUCCUUAAGAGAGAUCAGUUUUGUUUAGAACGCGGGACAGUCAACACCUGAGAAAAAAACAACCAUCCAGUGCUUUUUGGGAAUUAUAAAGUGAACAAUAAAAUAGUAUACAAAGCAAAUAGCAUUAUAUUUCGACGAAAGUGUUUAAUAUGAUGAAAGGUGUCACAGUAAUUUCGUGUUUGUGUCUACUGCUAAAUGUCGAUGCACAAACAGAAUCGAAAUGGAAUUGGUCAUCGAAAAAUCGAAAUAAUAAUGAGGGUGUGCGUGAUCGACCCACCGUUGAUCGUCGAAAAUAUGAGAGUUUGGAGGAUUUUCGCGAUCGAUAUGAAGUGAGCGAAUAUUCAACGCGAAAACCAAACACACAAGCUGAUGAAUUUUAUGGGAAUAGUCUUAGCGUAGGCGGCGCUAACGGUGGCGGUGGUUAUGGUUUCAAUGGACCAAACAACAUCGGUAAUGGAUACCAUGGCAAUGGUUUUGGUGCUUAUGCUCCGCAAGGCUUAGGAGGUGGACCGAAUAAUUUCAACAAUUAUCCAUUGUACGGAAAUCAAGCGAACGGACCAUAUAAUCCCGGAUUUGGUUAUCAGCCAAAUAACUUCAAGCCAGGUUUUAAUAACAAUUUCUAUCCAAAUGGCGGAGGUUAUGGGCCUGGUUUUACACCGAAUUACGGCAAUGGCGGCCAAUUCUAUCCUGGCAGCGGUAUUGGUGGUGGUGGUGGUGGUGGAGGUGGUUUUGAUUUGCUUGAUCUUUUAGCUGGUCUGGGCGGAGGGCCAAAUCGUUAUCCUGGAGGCUACAACCCAUUGGGGAAUAGUGCGGCAAAUGGAGUUUUAGUUGGACCUGGAGGGCCAACAGGCUUAUAUGGACGACCACCAAACUAUGCAGGUCCUGGCCAAUUACCAUUCGGUGGCAAUGGCAUCGGCCUUGGCGGAGUCGGAAAUCCUUAUGGAUUUAAUAAUAAUGGAUUUUAUAAUAAUUACGGCACACCAUAUGGUAACGGUUAUCCACAAAAUAAUGGUAUUAUUCCAUUUAACAGUAAGGCUGGGUCGGGUAUUCUUGCCGAUGCCGAAGCCGACGACCCAAAAGGCAGAGAACUCGAUAAAAAGUCCAACAAAUAAAGACUUGGAACGAAUACGUUUAGUUUGUAUAAGGAACAAAGCAUAUCCAUUCUUUGUUCAACAAAGUCGAAUUUAAUUUAAAUCAAUUUCCAUUUAUAUAUGUAUAGAAUAUUGUUUUUCAAUCAUUCUUUCUGUAAUUUAUAACUGUGAUCUGUAUAAAA